Musa acuminata AAA Group (dessert banana) is the source of this 2010-nucleotide messenger RNA. Its product is annotated as brassinosteroid-responsive RING protein 1-like. The record is from RefSeq and is a predicted model, not a curated record. Lineage: Eukaryota; Viridiplantae; Streptophyta; Magnoliopsida; Zingiberales; Musaceae. The coding region runs from base 998 to 1525 and encodes 175 amino acids. The transcript has a single exon.
AGGGGGAGACAGCUCGUCCGAUUCCGGGCGCCGUGGCUGCUGCUUUAUUGGCCGACGGUGGCAAAAGACAAAGGAGGAGCAAGUGGCGCGAUGUCUCCACUCCCCAAUCCAGAACAAAGACUAGUAACUCCUGUCUCCCCCAUGUCCACCACCACCACCACCACCUGCCGACGCAUGCAGCGCCCCUCAUCCAGUGGUGGGAUGCGUUACGGACUGAUGUUGGAUUGGUCUGGCCGGCACCCCGUCGUUUUCAUGUAAUGCAUGCAUCUCGCUGCACAGCUCUCUCGUUGCUGCUGCCAUCAGUACUGCUAGUCUUCCUCCACCUUUGACUCCAUCAACUGUACCUAAAGCAGAAGCACUGCUGAUGGAGGAACGUGGUAGACAGAUCAUGGUCAUCAGCUUUUGCUCAUCACGACCGCGAAGGACAGAUCGAGUGUGAGAACUCGUCCUGCUACCGGGGAGAGCACACGAUGAACCGUGAGAGAUGCAAGAGAUGAGAGUCGAUCGCAUUUGAUCCCCCAUGGCAAAGAUGAGAGUCAGUCAAUCUCUGAACAGUUGCAGAAACAAGAAAAGAAGACAUACAGAAAUUGGGAGAAAUGGAAGGACGAGCAUAAUUUACAGCUCCAAAAAAGCUCAUCGCUCGCACCAAUGCAUUCCGAGAGAUAAAAAAUCACAUGUCCACAAGGGGAUGGGGGACAGCCUCAGCUCCCUCUCCUCCCUGUAUAAAAAGACCAAUCCACCAGCUUUUUCCCAGACACAGCCACAGGGAGGAGGAAAAGAAGGCAAGUGCAGCCCCUCUGCAACGCCCCGCCCCGCCCCCCCACCCCCCCAACCCCACCAAGCCCCUAUUAGCUGUAGAUUCUUUUGCAGCUUUGCUCCCACCUUUGCUUGAGGGCAUUGACAUCUCCCCGAGCUCUUCCAAGUUCCAUCUCUAUAUACCUCAGCCUCUGUUCCCGACCUCUUCCACUGCAUACACUUUGGCUUCCUCAGCUCUGAAAUGGGGUUCCCCGUUGGCUACCCUGAGCUCCCUAAGCUCUUCCUCCCCCUGUUCUUCCUCUUGGCCCACCUCAGAAGGCUCAUCAACUUGGUCUUCUACUCCCUCGGCCUCGGCAGCCUGCUAGAGUCUGAAACCCAGUGGCAUGACGCAGACAUGCACCGCCACCGCCACCACCAAACCAGUCUUCACUUGCUUGCAGCUGAGGUGAUCCAGGAGAGCUUGCCGGUGGUCCAGUUCGAGGACCUACUCGCCGAGCAGGACGGCGGACAGUGCUUGCCCGAGGGCUGCGCCGUCUGCCUCUAUGAGUUCGAGGGCGCCGACGAGGUCCGGCGGAUGGUCAAUUGCCGCCACGUCUUCCACCGGCAGUGCGUCGACCGGUGGUUGGCGCACGGGCAGUGCACCUGCCCCUUGUGCCGCGCCCCGCUCGCCAAUUCCGACGCCCCUUUCCAUCACGAUGAAGACGACUGUUACUCCCUCUCGCUGCCGCCGGUGUACGCACUGAGCCCACUUCAGCUGCCUUCCUCGUAGCUGCAGAAGCGAUCGGUGAAAGAGCUGCAAGUGUACAGAGGUGAUGCUAAAUCUGCAAACACGGAGUUGAAUGCAAUAAGACAGACGUGCCUUCUUCUUUCCCUCGCACGGUCUUGAUUGGUAAUGAGGCUUGAGAGAGCAGUGAUGGAUGUGGAUUGGCUUUGGAUUGAUUGGAGUUUGCCGAGCAGAUUUCUUGGGGACAACAAGAGUGUAUCCAACAUGUUUGGAGAAGAAGUGUGGAUUUCGGACUGCCGCUUGAAGAAUCUGAAACCUGUUCUGAAGUAGUUCUCGGUUGGAUUGGAGGAUUGAGAGAUAAAGAAGGAAGAAUCGAACCCUACAUACUGUUAUGAAUUGACUUUUGUAUGUGAUCUCUGCUGUCUUUCUUCUGACUUGCCAGCAAAAUUUUUGCUUGCUGACUACUGCUUGUAAGAUUCUAACUUUGGUUUAAUGAGACUGAGAGAGAAUGAUGCCCCUUUCCAAUUCAA